Molecule: messenger RNA, 585 nt
Organism: Acanthocheilonema viteae
Lineage: Eukaryota; Metazoa; Nematoda; Chromadorea; Rhabditida; Onchocercidae
Source: the annotation of a GenBank genome assembly
AUGCUAUUGAGUGCUUUACAUUGUUUUAUCCCACAACUGACUGUAUUAUUUUUAUUCAUUGCUGGAACAGAUCAAAAUGCUGUGGAUGGUGAUGCUACUGUAAGGAAGACUGAUGAAGCAUUCUUUCCUCACAUUUUCAAAUUCUUAUACAAGAAUGAACAAUUAUGUGGUGAUGUAUUUGCUGAACCACAAUGGCUUCCGGCACAAAGUGACUGCCAAAUUCUAUGUCCAGUUUGUUUUCUAUUCUUUAUGGUCCCAGCGGAUUGUACCAGUGAAUUGCAACGAUUAUUGGUUACUUCUGCAUUAACUAAUACAACACCUGCUGCAACUAUUAACAUUAUCCCUACAAACGUUACUACUAUCUCUUAUACAAUCAUAGAUAAUUUCACCAGCAAUGCUGUCAAAUAUCAUAAAGGUAAGAAUGAAGUAUGGAAUGAAUUGCAUAGAAGAAUUCAUGCAAAUUAUGAAAAUAGUGGCACAACCAAUACGACACUUCAACCGGCAUCUGAAUUAUCAUGGAAUGGACAUGGUGGAAAACGAAAAGAAACUCAAUUUAAAGGAAAAUUUCACGAAAAUUCAGCAUAG